AUGGAAAUUGCGAAAGUCGUUGCUGCUCCUGGUGCUUUCGGAAGUUCUCUUCGGAUGAGUGGAGGGUCCAAUGCUGCGCCAAAAGGCAAGAGGAAGACACCCACAGAGCUGAGAGGAGAACAAUUGAAGCAGCCUGGUUUCGUGGACCAAGUUAAAGAAUCUUGGGAUGCAUUGCGCCAAUGCAAAAGUACUGAGAGGGAAAGUGGGACUAAGAAACAAGAACAUUUGAAGAAUCCAAUCCGUAUUGGUGAACUAUAUCCUGUCAAAAAGGCUCGGCCUUGGAUGCCCCCGGGCAAAGAAAACUCUAAGGAAAAUGGCGCGAAAGAACAAUCCAGCGGCCUAGCUAAUGUUUCUUUACUCUCAAAUGUUGUUGCCAGUAGAAGACAACAACUUAUCCGUAAGGACAAUAAUGCUUCUACUGAAGAUCCUAAUGGUUCUAACGCCGAAUCUUGUCAAACAACUGAGAGAUGUAGCCAGAGCAUGUUUCGCAGUGUCACAGAACUUUCAACCAGGGGUGAAGAAUUAUCCUGCUUCAAAGAUAUUGAUAUGAACGAAGCACUGAAAGGACUUGCCUCUUGUAAACCAUUGCCGAUUCAUCCUGGUGACAUAGCUGGAGAAUCUGAUACUUUAAGUGGAAAAUUCGUGUCUGAGUUUCAUGUUCCUGGGCAAAAGAUUCCUCUGGACCUUUCCAUGAAGACUUAUGCUCGACUUGUUUCCUCUUCUCCAUUAAAUUGGUUACAUAGGUCAACCAUGGGUAGCACCUACAAUGGUAUGCCACAGCUGAAGUCAUUGUCCUGCAAUGUAGUAAAUCAAGAUGACGGUGGUUCUGGAUCAGCUGUGGUUUCCCAGGUGUUAAAUUCCAUGUCGCUACACUCUUGGGUGUAUCCUCAGUCCACUUUGCCUCCUUUUAUCAUUUCAGCAUUGGUUGCAUCUGGACCAGAAAGAGGUGAAGUUGAUUUCCUACAAAAGCGACAAUUGGCAUGGGAAGAUGCUUUUCGAAGUCUGUAUUUCAUGUUUCGGAAGAAUCUCUGCAAAAUAUUCUAUGUCUGUACUUCACAGUUUACAGCAAUGUUCACCGGAAGCUGUGAGUCAGUGGGUGUCAAACGCUCAUGCAAUGCCUAUAUCACCCAGUCAACUAGAAGAUUGAGAGCCAAUCUCAAAGACCUUGACAUCUGCUACUCUAUGCCUCUUUGCAAAACUAAAAUGGAUGAAACCACUGUGGAAGAUCUUGCUGAACUCUCUGAGAUAGAGAAUCAUAACCUUGGCCAGACUCGUCGUUCCCGUUCCGUCUCAACCAUAGAUAAUACUCCAGAAUCUUUCUUGGCUUUUGAUGGAAAUGAGAGCGUACAUGGAUUGUAUGAUCUUCUGUUAAAUUAUAGGUCUUCUUUGGGAUUCCUUCUCACCGCAGACGUUCCUGUAUUAUAUGCACCUGUACCAUUCCAGAAUGCUGCAGUAUCUUCUCCUGAGAUCAAGUGCUCGGAGAUGGUGAAAACAGAUCGAACAAGUUGCUACAUGGUCGAAAUUAAGGGUGAAUAUCUUCCGCCGUGGAUUAUUAGCAAUGUUUGUGGAAAUGUGGUUGCUUAUGGGCAAAACUUCGAAGCUAGCUUUGUAACCGAGCCAACCUCGGUUAGCUUAAACAUGGGUCUACCACAGAUCCCUGAGAAAACGGAGCCUGAGACUCGAGUCAUGGAAGGCACAGGAGAUACAAACGAUGAUGCGUCUGGCAUUCCCGGAGCAGUGAUCUGCCCUCAGCUUCGAUCAGGCCAUCUAAAGAGCUUGAAGUAUUGCGACAAGUCUUACACUGUUACGCUGUCUCCCUCGUGA
Messenger RNA from Microthlaspi erraticum, 1824 nucleotides. Lineage: Eukaryota; Viridiplantae; Streptophyta; Magnoliopsida; Brassicales; Brassicaceae. The record is from the annotation of a GenBank genome assembly.